Molecule: messenger RNA, 196 nt
Organism: Parnassius apollo (apollo)
Lineage: Eukaryota; Metazoa; Arthropoda; Insecta; Lepidoptera; Papilionidae
Source: the annotation of a GenBank genome assembly
AAGAGCGCGCGUGACGUUGCCCGUGCUCUUGAUGCGUCGCGAUGCUCCAGGAAUAGCCGGCGACAGCGACGCGCGGCCGCGGCAUUCCGACGCGAGCGUGCGCGCCAUGUGGGGCUCCGCGCGCACCGCGUGGGCCUCCCUGCUGCUGUGCUGCGUCGCUGCCGUGGCCGCGCAAGAUGACGUGCAGAUCGGUUAG